This is a messenger RNA of Trichoderma asperellum CBS 433.97, 6891 nucleotides long. Lineage: Eukaryota; Fungi; Ascomycota; Sordariomycetes; Hypocreales; Hypocreaceae. The record is from RefSeq and is a predicted model, not a curated record.
AUGGCGUUAUCACCGCCGCCGCUGCCCUCGCGAUUUCCGUGCUGGUGCCGGGCGAUCUAUUCUUGGGGAGGAGAGUCGAAACGCGAUCUGGGAUUUAUCGAAGGCGACUUGAUCGAAUGUCUGAAUGCUGGAGACGGCUCGUGGUGGGUUGGCAGGCUGUUUCGAGAUCGGAGGACUGUUGGUUCCUUUCCAUCCAAUUUUGUCGAAGUACUGCCAGAGGAUUUCCGGCCAACAAAAACACCGAGCCCAGUGCCGCCUAAUAUAGCAGCGUCUGGAUCCAAGAGUGUGCCGCAGAAGUCGAGAACUUUCCGGAAACCGUUUGAAGCCUAUGCAAAAGCACCGCAUUAUACAACGGCGAAACAGCCAGAAACAUUCCGAGAAACACCGAGAUCGCGGCUGCAAGAUAAACCGUCACGGGAAGCGACUGUAACGUCGCGAUCGAGAGGAAACUCGACGCCGAAUCCAAGCACUGCGCUUGUCCUUGCCAGGAGUGCCCACGAAGAUAUUGCUCGCGCGCCUUCUCCCGCGCCUUUUGCAGCCAGCAGCUACGGAUCAAGAGCUCCAUCACCGGCGCCGUCUAUUGGCCGCCCACCAAGUCGUGUAGAGAAUAUACCGCGAGAGGAUUCUCCACCACCUCCAGCACCGCCUCCUCAUAGGCACGUUGCGCGGGCAGAUUCAACUGACGCAACACAAAAUUAUCAGUCCAUAUCAAGAGCCGGCUCUACGGUUUCGUAUAACCCGCGUGAUAUCUCGAGACCAAGCUCUACCAUUUCCUAUAACCCAGCAGAUAUAGCGAGACAAGGCUCGACAGUUUCCUAUAAUCCAGCGGAUAUAACGAGGCACGGCUCUACUGUCUCGUAUAAUGCAGAGGACAUAAUACCAAGACACGGCUCUGCUGUGUCGUAUGAGCAUUAUAAGUCAAAUCAUCGUCCUUCCAAUGGCUCCUACACCGAUCUUCAUAGUAUGUCAAGGCAAGCGUCGUAUACUUCAUACGAAGAUGGUUAUGGCAACGGGAGAGACGGAUAUCACACACCUAGGGGCGGCGGCUCUCAUCGGCCAUCAAUGGAGGGGAGCCAUAUGACACCCUCACCGUUACGUGAAGCCAUGGAUGGAGUAAUGCAGCAGCUGGAUCGAUUGGAGGGCUUAGGAGGAACCCGAGAAACGCAAUCGCCUGAGAGGUCGUUCGAUCCUUGGUCUCCCGAAUCUUUUGAUAUGGUAUCCCCACCACCGCCACAGCAAAGACAAAAGUCACGGCAGAGGGCUAGGCCUCUGACGUCAGUAGGCGUCUUGAGUCCCGACGAAGGCUAUGAGACUUGGAGCGGAGGAUCUUCACAAAAUACUUCGCAGCAAGACGGAAAUCGUGAAAAAUUUUACGACCCGUCCCAGCUGAGCAAUUAUGUGGAAAGGAUGGAGAAGCAGAUUUCAAGAAUGCACCAGCAUAGCAUCAGUAUGCCAGAGAACUUGGAUGGAGAUAAACCGCCGCCCCCACCUCCAAAAGGCCAGCCUUACCCACGACCCAAAUCGUCUGCUGGAUCAACGGUCGGAGAGUUGGUUUCCUUUGACAAGAAAACGCGUGGGCGAAGAUCGGUGUACGAUAUGAUACCGGGCAUCGAGCGCACCAACACAACCAAAACAAAUCAGACUAACGCUUCGACCGGCAACCAAAGCAACAGUAGCUCUUCGACACAGAGCAGCGGUAGGACGCUGUGGAGUGGUGUUUCUGCUGGCGGGUUUAGUUCUACGAGCGCGGGAAGCUUAGCUCGGACGGCUCACCGUGCUCAAAGUGCACUUAGUAUGCGUAACGAUGACGGUGACCGGCCAGACUCGCCAUUUACAGGCGUGACUUAUCACAGCAGUCAUGCCAGCAAUUUUGCCGGGCCUGGAAACAGCAUCGCCCGACCGAUAUCUCAGGUAGGUUUUCACGAAGAGCUCACCCCUGGAUUAGGUGGUCUCGUUGCGCCGAAGUCGCCGAAAAGAAAUAUCUUCAAGAAAAUCUUCGAAUCAGCCAAGACAGGCGUUGCUAGCAAUCGGGGUAGUAUCGCCGCUGGCCACAUGCCCAUCGUCAGAUCGUCGCCCUUUUCUCGCUUGCAGCAGCCACAUAAUGUGUCGCCAGGAGCAAGCAUGGCCUCGCUAAGCGGCGCCCGAUCUAGGCGCGAUGCCGCCAGAGAAAUGGGCCUUGGCGCCGGCGUCGACUGGGUCCAAGUCCGGCGCGAUGUUAACCGAUCUAAUUCCAUCAGUAAGAUCGAACGGACUGAGCGAAUGGAGCGCUGCCAGAUGCAAGACCACCCCACCCUCAAUCCCAUCGACGAGCUCUACGAGGGCAUCGAAGGCGAUGAAGGAGCAGAUGGCAUGCCAGUUCAUAAACCGGAGAACUACCACAUGAUCAAUCUUUCUCAGGUAGACAAGAACUCGCGUUAUGUGAAAGAGCCGCCCCCGGGAACCACAGUGGCAACGCUCGCUCAGACUUAUAUCUGCAGACCGUACAGGAGCGACCUACAACGGCUCCGAGCAAUAUUCACCUGGGUUGCAGAGAAGAUAUGCUGGGAAGAGGAUUUUGAGGGCGAUGCCGAUACCCAGCGAACUAUCCAGGCAAGGAGAGGCUGUGCAGAAGAAUAUGCCAUGCUCGUCAUGGAAAUGUGCUCUGCGGUUGGACUGCACUGUGAAGUCGUGAGGGGGUACCUGAAAGCUCCCGGCGAUGUACCGGAUCUCAAUGUGAUGCCGAGAUCGAAUCACUGGUGGAACGCUGUCAUUGUCGACGAUGAAUGGCGCAUGAUCGAUGCUUGCUUAGCAAGCUCCUCCAAUCCCAAGCGCGCUCUUUAUUCAAGCCUGAGUGGCCCGUCGGCAGACUUCUGGUGGUUCCUUACACGACCAACAGAGAUCUGCUGGACGCAUGUGCCGGAGCACCACGACCAGCAACAUAUUGUGCCCCCAGUGGCCUAUGACACGCUAUUAAAUCUGCCAUGCGCAUGCCCGGCCUAUUUCAAAAAUGGAAUUGAACUGGUGGACUUCAACACCAGCCUGACAAGGAUAGAAGACCUCGAGAUGGUUCACAUCAUGUUUAACGUCCCGAGCGAUGUUGAAAUCGCAGCCGAGGUUGAAGCACGGGCUUUCUCGAAGGAUAACGAUGGCGAUCUGUUUGAGAGUGGCGAUAUUGUCAAGAAGAAGGCAUUGGCUCAGGCUGAGUGGUUCAACGGUGUGAAACGCUAUACGGUAAAGGCGCUACUGCCCGGUGAUGAAGGCCAAGGCGUAUUGAAGGUUUAUGCUGGCAAAAGAGGUUUGAUGCAGAGUAUCAAAGACAUUCCUCAUCCUCUGGCCUUUACUCUCCCCAUCAUCCACACUGGCGAGAAUCCGCCAUAUGAAUUUGUCACACGACAUCCGACUCCCCACGCACAAAGACACGACAUCUAUGUUGUCCAGCCUCAAUGUCAGCAAUUGGCUCUGAAUAAUACCUUUGUCUUUGCCAUCAGACAGCAUCCCAGCUCCAUUUCAAGUAGCGCACAAUCAGCUCUCACGCCGGCAUCAAAUCCUGGAUCAACAAGCCCUGUGCCUUUUGCUCGACCAUCAUCUGCGAUGAGCGUCAACGCUUCUAGUGCGAGCGGUAGCUCCGCUAGCGGCACUGUUGCGGGAAAGAAGCCGGCUAAGCUGGCAAUCCAGACACCAGGAGGCAAGAUUCUUCGGCUCAUGAGGAAAGAAGACCGCAAAGGGAUCAGCGUUGGAUCGAGGACCCCAGACGAGGAGAUUAGCGACGGCGGUACCUGGGAGACAAUCAUCAAGUGCUCCGAGAAGGGCCUGUGGAGAGGCCUGAUGUACGGCCACCCGGCUGGGGGGUAUCAUUUCGCACCGCAAAUGCAACAGCAGAUGCCGCAACCGCAGAACCAGCAGCAGCAGCACCCGGCGACGUUCCAACACCAUGGCCAGCAGUCCUUGUAUACCAGCGGCAUGGGCCACGAGCAGCAGUUCUAUCACCACCAGAACCCGCAGCCGCAGUCUCAGCAUGCCAUGUACAUGCAGCCGCAGCAGUUCCAACAGUCGGCGCAUCAGCAUCAGGAGGCAAUGUCACCAUACAACGUUGGCUUCAACGGGUACCCCGAAUACAAUACUUCAGCGCAAGUCGGAGGUCACCAGAGCCAUCAUUUACAGCAGGCAGCAAACCAAUAUCUGCCACAGAGUAAUGUAUGGCAACACCACCAGCAGCAGCCACAACAGCAACAGCCUCAGCGGCAGCAGAUGACACCACAGCCGAUGCAGCACCAGCCUCUUCCCAGCCAACAUCUUCCACACCAACCUCUCCCUCACCAGGCUUUGCAGCAGCAGCAGCAGCAGCAUUCGAUGCAGCAGCCUCUCCAACAAGUCCAUCGACAACAGCAACACCAUCAGCCGUCUCCUAUAUACCAUUCGCAGUCGCCCGCGCCGUCUCUUCCACCACAGCCAUCGCCUAUUCGAACUUCCGCACCGCCACCUCCACGACCGCAAGCUACUCCCCAGCCGCCACAAUACCAUUCACCUGUGCCUCAGCUGUCGCCCCAGAGAGAGCAACAGCGACAGCAGCAAGGAGAGCAGCAGCAGCAAUAUCGACAGCCUACUCCGCAGCAACAGCCUCAGCAGCAACCUCAGCAGCCGUCGCAUACUCCCGCGCCUCAGCGGCAGACUCCUCUCCAGCAGGAACCGGUACACUAUGUCAAUUUGCAAGAUAUUCAACGACAGCCGUCGAUUACCUCUUUGCCUAUAUCAACGGCGGCUUUAUCGAAUAUACCAGUCGCCAGUCAUGAAAAGCCCAGAGAGUCUACUGUUAAGCUACCGCAUCCUAGUGCAGCUAUAAUCAAGCAAGAGAAGCAGGAAGAUGGCUCUAUUCCGACUCGCGUACUUCAACAGGCCCCUGAUGUUCGCAUCAAACCCAGUCCACACUCUUCAAUGACAAACUCACCGUCCCUUUCCAUGAGAUCUCCCAGCAUUACCAAGAAGUCGCCCGCUAUAACACCUAAACCUCGACCUCUCAACACGACACCCUUAAUGAUAGCCAUUGCCGAAGAGUGCAUUGAAAAAGCGCGAAACGCCUCGCACGAUGUAGCCAUGGCGCUAUGUCCGAACCAAGUGAGCGAGUACCAGGAGUUAAUAGCAACGGCGCUAUCAUGUCUAGAGUCUGCUUUGCAAGGCAAUAACCAGCUUGCGCCGCGAGAGGAGGCACGUGUACGAUUACGAUAUGCUGCGCUCUUACAGGAGGAGACGGAGAAUUUAAUGGAGGCUGAGACGGCUUUGGCAAAGGGAAUUACGCUUUGCGACAAGCACCGUCUGUUUGAUUUAAAGUACUGCAUGCAAUAUCUCAUGUUGAAAGUCUUGUACCAGAGGAAUCAUAAAGCGGCAUUAAAAGCGGUAGACGGCCACAUUUCUAAUUGCGAAGUGUUUAAACAUGUACAGUGGUAUUAUGCCUUCCGGUUAUUAAAAGCUUCCUUUUAUCUUGGUGUUGGAAUUACGGACGCUGGUGCCCUCGACAACAUACGAUCUAUUCAGAAUGUCGCCAACACUAGAGGCGAUACUGCGCUCUCUGUUCUCGCCUCAUUAAUAGAAGGGUUCACUCUUCUCAAGACGGCCAAGGACGGUAAUAUGGAGAAGAUACAAUCCUGCAUCGCGCAGGUCGCCAAAUACCAAUUUGACCCGUCGGUGCAGAUUACGCAGCUCACCAUGUUGACUCUGCUACUAGAAGUUGCUGCAAGCCUACAUCAUCAAAACCCGGACCACACGGCUCAGAAACUGCGGGAGCUGCAGACGUGCCUAGAUGACUGCGAAGACUGGCAUAAUGUCAAGUCUGAUUUUUUGGUGCCGAUCAAAAAGGAGCUGUCUGCAGCCAAGACUGUUAGCGGUGAUACGCAAGCGAUCCUCCGCUUAGGCGAAGGUGAGGGUGAGAUGGAUUAUUUGGUCAUGACAUUUAUGACUAAAAUGGAGCUGAGGUCGCUCGUAUUCACCAUCAGCGGUUUGGUUAACUUUCAUAAGCCUUCAUCACAGGGGCGCAGAUCAACAGAGUUCUGGAAAGAAGGCCUGAAGAUUCUAGAAACAUGGGACUCUUCGACGGCUGGCAUUCCAUACGGUGCCCCUGUUCCUCUAAACGUGGCGAUCAAGCAGCGGGCAUGGCGGAUAGAGGCUCAAGCUUACUUGAAUGUUCUCUUGGGAUUGGUGGCUGCGAGUCACUGCCAAUGGUCAACCGUCAAACAGAUGGUUCAAAACCUUCAGUCUUUUGUCUCGCCUUCAACGCAGCCUACUGUGAAAUUGCUCGCUAUCUAUCUAAAGGGUGUAUACUUCCAAGGCAUUGGCCAACUCCAACAAGCUCUCAACAUCUUCUUAGACAACCGAUUUGCAGUACAGCAACAGGGAAGCACUGGAACAAAGGCGGGACAUCAAGAGAUUGCCCUCCUCGCCGGAUUGAACAGGCUCUGGAUCAUGCAGCAUCCUUCUUGUCGAAACGAUCAGACAACGCAAGAUCUGAUCGAGCAGCUCCAGCCUCACUGUAAUAACCACACCAACAUUGAUCUCCGAACCGCAUGGCACAACGUCAUGGCCGCCAUAGUCACCGAUCCUCCUCAGCAACUCAACCAGCAGAAGCAGCACAUACACGCCGCCAUGGCAGGCUCCAAGGUCACUAGUAAUGUACUAGGAGCCGCCGUCACGCUGUGUAUCAUGCGCAGCCGCUUCUUCGAAAAUGUCAUUGGCGAGCAGGCUCUGAAGAGCGCCCGAGCAGCAGCCAAGCAGGCGCAGAGGAGCGGCAACGUCCUGUGGCAGAGCGUCGCUGAUGGCAUGCUGGCGCAGUCGUACGAGGUACAGGGGCAGAGAGAUGAAGCUAAACAAGAGUGGGACAAAGCAACAGAGGAAGCUAGAGACGCGUUUUCUCGAAGCCUAUGA